ACACUCUUCCUGCUCUUCGCCCCCUCUUGUUUUCUCUUUUCAAAUCAUCUCAGAUCUCAUUUCAUCUUCCAUUUCUCCAUCAUCAAUGGCUUCCAUUGCAGGAUCUUCGUCUUUGAUGGCAUCUCUCUCAUGCCACAAGCCUAAUCAGGCACUUUCAAGGGCUUCUAACUUCAAUGCGGUAUCUCUUGCUAUCAAUGGGAAAUCCUUCCCAUCUCUUAAAUUGCAUUCUGCCCCAUCACGCCUCAGGGUUUCUUGUGCGGCGAAACCCGAGACAGUGGACAAGGUGUGUAGCAUCGUUAGGAAGCAGCUGGCACUACCAGAAGACUCUGCUGUAACCGGAGAGUCCAAGUUUUCUUCACUUGGAGCUGAUUCUCUUGAUACGGUUGAGAUUGUGAUGGGACUUGAAGAAGAAUUCGGGAUCAGCGUGGAAGAAGAAAGCGCUCAGACCAUUGCAACCGUUCAGGAUGCAGCGGAUCUGAUCGAGAAGCUCAUCGAAAAGAAGUAAGGAGGAAAAGUGGAGUCAGAAUAGAUAUGGUUGGUUGGUUGGUUCUGUUUUUCGGUUCUUUUGAAACUUGUUUUUUUAGACCAAAAUCUUCUUGUGGUUUGCCUGGUGAUAUUGUAAGCCAAAGUCUGUGGCAGUUGGAUUGGAGGGGAGUAGUAAAACAAGCAUGUUAUAAUGUUGUCUUUUCCUUAGCAAAUUCCUUGUGUUUUAAGCUAAUAUCAAUAAUAUUUUACAUGAAUUAUAAAC
Cynara cardunculus var. scolymus (artichoke) is the source of this 748-nucleotide messenger RNA. RefSeq names its product acyl carrier protein 1, chloroplastic-like. The record is from RefSeq and is a predicted model, not a curated record. The transcript is spliced from 4 exons. Gene Ontology annotation, biological process: fatty acid biosynthetic process. The coding region runs from base 86 to 505 and encodes 139 amino acids. Gene Ontology annotation, molecular function: acyl carrier activity; phosphopantetheine binding. Lineage: Eukaryota; Viridiplantae; Streptophyta; Magnoliopsida; Asterales; Asteraceae.